CAACGCAUGGUAUUCGACUUACACGAAAAUUCGAGUUAAGAGUAUUUCUCCAGCACGCAUUAUUCGCAUAACAAAUUGUUACAUUAGUCCCAUGUGUGCAAUACAAUCUCUCAUCCAAUAUUUACUCGCAAGCCAUGCACCGCUCCAAAAGUGUUGUCUAUCUAGGAUAUGCAUUCAAGGAAUGGAUAAUAAGACAAACCGAUUGGAUUUCGAAAAAAAUUACGUUGCCGUUGCACUCCUUAGGUUAUACUAUUUAGGUUUAUUUUGCAAAUAAAACAUCUUAUAUGGCGUAUUUACAUCUACCAGAUUUCAUCAGGUAUGACGUUAUUGUGCCUUCAAAAUCUUCGGACCGCACGUUUUAGGUAUGACCGUUUGGCUCCGCUGGAAACGUUUUCUUUGAGUUUAUUUUGUACUGAUAACUAUUAUCUCGCUAUUCGCUAGAGUUGCCCCAUCAACGGCUCUAUCGCUAAGCGCCGUUUUGUGUUCAAGAUGUCAAAGUCUGAAGAGGUAGUAACUAAAAAUAAAAAAAUAAUAAUAAAAUAUAGCUCUAUACGAAAGUUACAAGUAUAAUCUACCCCGAAAUUUGAAAAAUGAUCGUUCAAGUUGAAUCCUAGUUGUUGUUAGAAAACCAUUGAGACUACUCGUUAUUUGAAGGCAAACGAAUGAACUUCAAUUCUUCUUCUUCUACAUAGGACAUUCAUUCAUUGUCUAGUCCUGUUGGCUGCACCAUCUAUAUUACUUGGCUGAAGGUAGCGUUUGGUGUUCAGCUAAUUGCAUUACGAUGGAUUUUUAAUGUUAUGCGCCCAUCCGUUCCAGAUAAUACGGAUUCGAUUAGAACCGACGUAAAAUGAGCGGCGAUACACAAAUACAAACACAUUAUUUAUAUAUGUUUUGAAUCAAAAAAAAGUUGCAAAAAAUUGUGUUAUACUAUCAUAGGCCACACAAUUUUCAGCCGACCUGUUAUUUACGGUGAUCACAAAAAAAAAACAUUGUAUGAGCGAGUGAAAGGUAAACCUACAUACAUUCAACACAAUUCACCAGGAGAGCAAGAGUGAAAGCGAACCGGAGGGGCAUAUAGAGCGUAUAAUAUAAUUUCCAUCAUUAAGGGGUACAUAGACCGGCUUACUUCCAGGGGUAGUUUAUGUAGAAGAACAGAGAAAAAGGUACAUGUUUGAUCAGGUGCGCCUUUUGCUUCAUAAUACGGCGCGUCGCCACUCUCUCGCAUAACCGGGAAGGAGCACGCUUGAUGUUGGUUCGCGCAUACGCAGAAACCUCUUAGUAGCGUUUCAGACUUUGCGAUGUGCUGUUGCACAGUUUCUUCGACGAUUUGGUGCAACCACCAAUCUGAGCUCUCGCUGUGUGAUGUUUUAAGCAUAUUAGCCGGUUAAUCCUUGUUUUACAGUGGAGUAUUUGUUGGUCGGUUAUCUUCUCCCAUUUCAAACAAAAUGUUGCCAUCACUUAAAACGGUUGGUGCUAGCUUCCAUGUAAAAUGAAGUUAACUGCCACGUUAAACGAUUCCGCUCACACACAUGAUGUUUACUUGGUGAAAAAGCUUAUGUGGCAACAACUUGGUCUUCGUUAUUAUCUCGAUAGGUUUAUGAGUCAGAACGCCGGUCAGAAGGCGUUUGGAUAAAUGUCACAACCUCCUUGCUCUCAGCUUUUCACAACCAAAAGUGGAACGUGUGUACCUUGACCAAAACGAUAAGCUACAAGAAAAGGUUGAUUUGGUUAAAAACGAUCGUGGCUCUAUAUGCUCCGUAGUGUGCUCAGUGUGCGAUUAAGAAACGUGUCGCUUUUGUGUGAAAAUACCUAUCGCAAAAAAUAAUCUAUCAGUGCUUCAAUUCUAAUGGUUAUAUCAUCAUUGAUGGACGGCCGAUUAAAGAGAAGGAAUAUGUAUACAUUGUAGAACUAUAUUUACAUCAACUAGAGCUAUAUGAAGUUGCAAAGGAACUGCGGCUGGUUUCUGGCAACUGUGAACAGUACUCUAUUCACACCCGCUGUGUCUCGGGUUUGUGGAGGCUGGCACAAAAAUUCAAAAACCAUUCAACCGGAAAUGUGCGAAGGAGUGAGGGAGAGUUGUUGUAGCUCCGCGACUGUUACCGGAAGCCGGCAACAAGCCACGAAGCAUUAGGGAUGGCCAAUGGCCUCGAGAGUGAUUGUGGCAAAAGCGGGUGUAAUAGUGUAAACGUGUGUACGUACAAAGAGAUAGUGCAGCACCAUAGUAACUGUGGCAUAUACUGAGUAUCAAACAACUGCCACGACCACGUUUUACGAGCUUAAGCGAAGCGAGUGUUAUACUGCGUAGUGAUCGCAGAUUCAUCGAUUCAUCAAUCGGGAAUCGUCUCACAUUUUUAAUUAUUAAUCAAGUGAAUUGUGAACCAAAGAAAAUUCAACAUCGCACAGCCACGAAUAUGGAGGGUGAUAUAAACAAUUUUCUUUUUAAUCAGGAUGAUUGGCAGGAGGAAGAUUUCAUGAGUUUACUAAAGAUGGAUGAUACAAUGCUAUUCAGCGAGCCUCCUAACAACAAUGCCGGUGGGUCGGACGAGCUGGAUGAUAUCAUGAGACAGCUCAACUAUAGUUACUCCACCGAGACGUAUCUAGGUGAACAACAGGUCACAUCUCCGCUUUCGUCCCAUUCGUCUUCGGAUCAAGAUUUCCAUGGAUUCCCAAACACAACAGAUGGUAGCAGUAGUGCGUCACUUGAUGGGUACUUCGAUGAAGGUUACGGUGUACGCAUGCAGGAUUCUCCCCCCAUGAAAGCGGAACUAGAAAAUGUAGACUUAAACAUGUUAAACGUGCUGGAACUGAGCACCUCAUCCGAACAAGAGGUCAUAUCGUCGGGUGCUUCUGAUAGCGGAUUGUCGAGCGAUCAUCUUGAUCUGGACCCGAACACGGAAUAUGAGGCGCUUAGUCCCGUGAUGUCUUCAUCCGGUCCGUCGAUUAGUGAGCACGUUGGACCAAAUUCUCCGCAUCGCUACGUAAAAUCAGACCAGAAUCUGGGUACGGAAGCUCCUCAGAUGAAUCGUCAUGCCCAGUUUGCAUCGCAAUCGGUCCUACCUCAACCGAUAGUAACAGGUGAGCGAUCGGCACAAUCAACGGUACCAGUUCGCGUUGAAAAGUUGGCUACUAAACCGAUUGUUACUGAUGCAUCUGCGAGGAAUCCGCAAUCGCAAUCGAUGAAAACGGGCUCAAUCAAGACGUCUGCACCUACCGUUUAUCAACAGACGACAGGAGAAAAAUCAUUGGUUGGCGCUGGUCCUAAGAGGAUUGUUGCAUCGACAAACAGCAAUACGGCAAUGACAGCAAUUGUAUCUAGCGCUCCGAAGCAAUUCAUAUGCAACGGCAAAGAGCUGAAGUUUAUUCGCAUGGCAACGACGAAGAACGGCCAAACGGUUGCAGUUGCCAACAAAGUAACGACUGGCAGUGCGACGAAUAGUAACAAAAAAGUUACCUUGCAAUUAAAGAACAACGCGACAAACGUGAAGACAAUUGGAGGCAGUGGCACGCUUAUUCCCAAAAAUUUGGUGCUCACUUCGUCUUCGGCCAGCUCUUGCAAUCCAAGCACUGUGUCCGGCGUUCGCAAAAUUAUCCGUAUGCAUCAACAAACGCAGCAGAACGGACGUCAAAUACUUGUCCCGGUAACGAUUCAAGAUCUGCGAACGAUUAAAAUCGUCAAUUCGUCCAAUCUAAAAAAUAAAUCGACCAACAUUAAGCUGGCAGCGGCUAACAUGCUGCAACAGUCUAAGCAGGGUCUAAUACAAAAGAACGUGGUGCUCAGUAAGGAUCAGCUACUGAUUGAUGACGGUCUGUCAAACCCUGUGCCUAGUUCCUCCAGUACGGACAACUACGUGUUUGAGGACAUUAUGGAACAGAGUAAUUCAGUGAUUGCCGAGGUAGAACGUCAGCAGAACCAUAUUAUCAGUGAUUCCGACGUCGAACCAGACGGUGACGACGGUGAUGACGACGAUGUCGAUAUGGACGAUAUUAGUAAAGGACGAAAUCAAAACGGAACGUAUCAGAAGCUGAUGCUUACUGCGGAGGAGAAACGGCUAUUGGCAAAGGAAGGUAUCUCGCUACCAACUAGCUAUCCGCUAACGAAACAUGAAGAACGUGAGCUAAAGCGCAUCCGGCGAAAAAUUCGAAACAAAAUUUCGGCCCAGGACUCUCGCAAACGCAAGAAGGAGUACGUCGAUGGACUUGAGGAAAGAGUCAAACAGUGUACCGAAGAGAACCAGAAUUUAGUAAAACGAAUCAAGAUUCUGCAGAGCCAAAAUCACGACCUCGUUAGUCAGAUGAAGCGUAUUCAGUCGCUUUUGACGAAGGGCACAAGCAAGACCACACAACCGGCCACAUGUCUUAUGGUUCUGUUGAUCAGUAUGGCUCUUGUAGCCGUUCCAAAUCUAAAGCUUGGAAACACUGUCACCCAGCAAAACAUUCAAGACUCGAUAGAAAUGUCUGAGCUUAUACAGGAGGUGGCCAACGAUAAGUUGCAGGUACAACAGAAUCGGCGUUCGUUACUAUUUGACACCAAGGAACAAGGCCAGAGCGCCGAUGAAGAGUUGAACUUCGAUGAGAUUAUGUCCUCGUUCAACACCAAUUUGUUAAUCGCGAAUGAGCAUGAUUACUUCAGCGAGGCUGAUGGUCGUUCAGGCAACGAACAACCUUCAGCAAAGCGCUCAAAGCUGUUGACCACUACACUGAUCGACUAUGAUGUGGAUGAUGAUGUAUGGAACGGUAAUAAUAAGAUUCGCAUCAAACAGGAAGCGGGAUCAAUGUCACCGGAUAGUAGUAGCAGCACCACCAUGAGCAGUAACAAUGCAUUAUUCGAACAAAAAGUGCGUGAAUUCCAGUCAUCUUUUCAGAAGGGCAUUCGUGACGGGGGGAAUGGUAUUGCGCAGGAUUUUUUCACACGGGAUAACAUUAACAGUCAGGUGAUUGUGGAUCAUGAGUUAUUCGAUUUAGUCGCUAAGCAAGACAACGAAUUGUAUGAUAUGAACCUGGAUACCUUCUCGGGUCUGCAGACAAAAGGAAUGAGUGGUGUCAGCGAUAUCAAUCUGCUUGCAAUCCGUUCCGAACCAACCGUCGUUGUUAAUGCCGACACAACAGCAGGAGAGGCAAACGAAGCACGAAAAAUGAAUGCUUCUCAGCAGAUUCAACAGCAAAACAAUAAGCGUAAAUUGCGGCUCGAAAUAGAGCAGAGACAUUGAUUGCUCUGCUGAAACGCGUAUUUGCUGCCGUACGAUAGAAGCUGGCUAUUUACCAUCAUCGACCUUCAUUGUCGUUUAAAAAGGUGUAAAUACGUGUUUAGAACAUAGUCUUAGAGCGAAUUACUAUGUCCGUUUACCAUUUCCAUUUAUCCUUAGUGUUCUCCAUUGCAAUGGGAAAUGCAUUUUGUCUCUUAAUUGCAGAGCAUGUGAAAGACGCACGGAAACACGAUAGAGCUGUGCAGAGUGUCACUAGAUCUGUGCUAGUAUCAUUUUGAUUAAGUACGUACUGUCGCUAUUAAGCAGUAGAUCAUAUGUUUGGACGAAAUGCGCCGUCUAGUAUUUUAUUAGUAUCACAAAUUGACAUAAGCAGCAAAUUAGCGAUGUUUUUCAUGUUUGUGUUGAGAAUAAUAGGCAGUUGAUUUGUGUAAAAAUUGUUUUUUUCAUGGCGUUGAUUGCUUUGUUGGUUUUUUUCUUGUUCAUGCUUUCUCUGUCCUUUUAUCAAUCUUCUCUUAUUAUUCAGUUGAAGAUCCUGCAACGGGAAUGCUAGGGCUAGGCUUAGAAUUAUAAAAUGUGCAAUCUAUGUAACUUUAUCUUGUUUUGACUUAAAAUGCAAAUUGCUAAAAGGUCUACAUCAGAACCUGCGAUGUCUGAUUUUCCUUGACUUUAUUUACCCGCGGCAGGAUAGCCUGUCCUGCGUGCCGGGAUAACGUCCGAAUGAGAUUUAGUACAAUCCGGAUGGGAUUUGAUACCCGCUCCCGUCAUGUGGAAUCGGCGCCGUAUAUCACAUACACCCCCGGGCCGCUCCCAUCAUUAUCAUCACUUAAUUCUUUAUAUGCGGUAUGUGUGAGUGUCGUGUAUAAUUCGUAUUAAUGGAUUGAAUUCAUAUUUUUAUGUUACGAAGCACAUUCAAAACUAAUAUUAACAUGGAACCUAUGGUUAAUAUCUACAUGGAACCAUUAAAACUUGUUUAUUAGCUAGUGGAAGGGGAAUUUAAGUCGCACGAAUGACUUCUUAAUGUUGCAUUUACAGCAACAAAUGCAUGGCUGUACAGAUAAUUAGUUAGAAGCACAUAGACAGGACAAUACCGACAACCCUAGCUCACCAGAAAUAUUCUAAAGCAAAUUUAUGAUUUCUAUACUGUCUUUAGGGGCGGCCCGAUGGUGUAUGUGAUUGACGGAUAUCAAAUCCCAUUCGGAUCGUCCCUUCGUAACAAGGAUUGACUAUCCGGCUACGUGGUAAAAAUAAGUAGUAUAAAUAAUAAAUCAGACAUGGCCAGCAUGACUUUACAGGUCGUUAAGCCAAGAAGAAUACAAUCUUUUUGGCAGUAAAUAGUUAAUCAAACUAAUGUUACGCUAUUCAAACCAUGCAACCAACACCAAGUUAUAGGUGAUACCAGCGAUAUGCUUUAUAUUGUUAUUCUAAAAGAAGAGAGUAUGAAGCGUCAUUAAUAAUGGUACACAAACCGACUUAGAAUAGUUAAAUAAUAUGUUGUACACAGUGGCGGAUCAAACCGCUUGGAGGCCUUUGUGGCCCCAACAAUACAAUACUUCUGACCGGGGGAUGUCGUUUGAGCUUUAAGCCAAACUUUGUUUUAGUCUUACUCGAAGCCCACGACAUUUCGCAUCGCCUAAUGUUAUUAAUUUGCGGUUGCCAGAAACUGUUCUGUCAAUUGCUUCUAGUAAAAAUCUUACUUCCGAUAUUUCUGAAUGAAUGUGGUUAACUUGCCCGGAUAGGUGAUAAUUUAUACGCAGGACACUUUAGAACAACAGAGGAACAGAGAAAAACAUUUGCUAUGGAAGACAAUACUGCUUCUUUUGUAUUUUUUUUAAUUAACACAUACCAUUAAUACCAUUUUGGCACAUUGAACACACCAUAGUCGGUCGACACGAAUAAGUAUCACAAAAGGCGAAAACCAAAACUACAAUGACAAAAAUUUUCAAUACGCGAAUUCACCCACAGCAAUUCAUUGUACGCAAUAAGCAAUAAGCUCCUUGAGAAAUAGACAUCACUUUUUGGCAUCAAAAA
Molecule: messenger RNA, 7232 nt
Organism: Anopheles funestus (African malaria mosquito)
Lineage: Eukaryota; Metazoa; Arthropoda; Insecta; Diptera; Culicidae
Exons: 4
Coding region: 2412-5207 (931 amino acids)
Biological process (GO): regulation of transcription by RNA polymerase II
Cellular component (GO): nucleus
Molecular function (GO): DNA-binding transcription factor activity, RNA polymerase II-specific; RNA polymerase II cis-regulatory region sequence-specific DNA binding
Source: RefSeq, a predicted model, not a curated record